This is a messenger RNA of Bombus terrestris (buff-tailed bumblebee), 580 nucleotides long. RefSeq lists its product as uncharacterized. The record is from RefSeq and is a predicted model, not a curated record. The transcript is spliced from 4 exons. Bases 171 to 488 code for a protein of 105 amino acids. NCBI's taxonomy places the organism in Eukaryota, Metazoa, Arthropoda, Insecta, Hymenoptera, Apidae.
UCUAUUAGAGAUCCUAUAUUCUCAUAAUAUUUGAUGUCAGGUUAGUAAAGAUAUAAGCGACGAAGAUUUUCCCGAAAGGUCGGUAAAAAUUGCGAAAAAUUACUGCAGAAAUCCAACGAGUGAUAAUAGAGGGCCAUGGUGUUAUACUUUGGAACCUUCGCUUAUAGACGAUGAAUGUGACAUACCACUUUGUAAUUUUGGAGAAUGCAAACUAUCGGGACCAGGAGCUGAAUAUGGAGGGACUAAAGAAAUCGCAACGUCCGCAAGUAAAUGUAGAUCAUGGCACAAACGAUACGAGCCUGAAGAUUCGAAGAGUGAAAAGUUCAGAGAUCAGGACUUUCCUGAUCGAUCACGUAGGGAGGCAGAAAAUUUCUGCAGAAAUCCGUCAGGUGACGUCGGAGGGCCAUGGUGUUACGUCGAAGAAGGUUUCGAAUAUGUUCGAAAGCAGUAUUGCGAUGUUCCAUUUUGCGACGAUAGAGAUUGCGUAGCAUUUACGAAGAAUUCGUCUAAUUAUGCUAUACUCACAAAAUUACACGCACCCAGUGGCAACACUUCGUUUUGGGUUAAAUUGUGGAAUCCA